AAAAAAGAAAAAGGAAAAAAAAAAGAGCAAAGAAAAGAAAUCCUACAGUAACAAUAAUAACAAUAGCGAUGCAGGUUUUAGUGAACGCCUUCUUGCGUUUUCUCUCCUUCCUGCUUCCUCCUUCUUGGCUCCAGCUCGCAUUUCGGUGGUGGGUUGGGGGAGAUGAGUGCGGAGGCUCUCCGUGGCCCAAUCGUGGCGCUCCUUUCGCGCGCAGAAAGCCUCUUAUUGAACACGAGGAAGUGACAGCGCGAGGCGACUCCCAUCCUCGCGGUCGCGUCUCGCUCGCCGCUGCUCCUGCGCCCUCCGCCGCUGCCACCGCUCCUCCUCCUGCUGCUCCGGUGGACGGCCCGGGGUUUCCGUGGCGCCGAAUCCGGGAAGCCGCGGGGCUCGUCUUGGCGGCUCCGGUCGUCAUUUCCGAGCGCCGGUGCCGAGAAGCGCGAAGCUCGCUUUCGCCGUGCGAUCAUCCGGGAGGCGUCACCGAGGACACAGAAGCACCGUGUAGAGCGCGCUGGUCCGCUACGGUCAUGAGCGCGGCUACGGAGCUGCCGAACUCGGUGGAGGUCGUGGGCGCCGCCGCCGCCACCGCGGGCUUCCCGGACCAACGCCUGCGCGAGAUGGGGACUCCGGUUACCAUAACCGUGGCUAUCCAGGCGGCGGAGGACGAGGAGCCCGACGAAGAGGAAACGAUCAACAGUGAAGACGAAAUUGUGAGGCACGAGAAAUCGAGCGGCGCUGGCACGAGUGGUGGAGAGCUGGAGGAGGAGAGCUGGCAGCCCCCAGACCCUGAACUGACCCAGAAGCUCAUAGCUCAGAUCGAGUACUACCUGUCUGAUGAGAACCUGGAGCACGACGCCUUCCUGCUCAAGCACGUCCGGCGCAAUAAGCUCGGCUUUGUCAGCGUCAAGUUGCUUACGUCUUUCAAGAAGGUAAAGCACUUGACAAGGGACUGGAGGACGACAGCAUACGCGCUACGCCAUUCCACCCUGUUGGAGUUGAACGAAGAAGGUCGGAAAGUUCGCCGCAGGACGAGCGUGCCGGUGUUUGCCAGUGAGUCUCUGCCGAGCCGCAUGCUGCUCCUGAGUGAGCUGCAGCGCUGGCCUGAACUAGGUGUGGCUUUGGCAGGUGGGGGUGGGGCUGGGGACGGGAGCCCUGGGGCGAACCCAGCCCAGCAGGAGCGGCUCAUGGAGCUUCUGCUCAAGGCCUUUGGUGCAUAUGGCCCGAUUGCCUCGGUGCGUGUGCUGAAGCCUGGCAAAGACCUGCCACCUGAUCUAAAGAAGCUGAGUGGGCGCUACUCGCAGCUGGGCACUGAGGAGUGUGCUAUUGUUGAGUUUGAGGAGGUGGAGGCGGCUGUGAGGGCCCAUGAGGCCUACACAGGCCAGCAGGGAGACGGGAAGGGCUCGAUGGGGCUUAGGGUGGUGCUGAUUGGCACCAAGCCACCUAAAAAGAAGGUGCCCAAGGAGAGGCAGCGGGAGGAGAACGGAAAUGCGGGAGGAGGAGGAAUGCGCAAGAGCCGCUCGCUGAACAGCCGUGUGCGUGAGCUUCAGUAUCAUGGAGACGACUCUGCCUGCAGCUCCUCUGAAACGGAGAGCAACCCGACCUCGCCUCGCCUCGGCCGCAAGUCACGUUCAUGCAACAAGCUGAGUCCUGGCGGCUUCCACUUAAGCCCGGCCGUGUCUCCCCGCACCAGCCCAUGGAACAGCCCACGAGCCAGCCCUUGUGCUCAACGCAAAGCCCCUCCUACUAUCCGCUCACCCCUGGCCAGUGAGGGCAGGUUGAGCCCUGAGGCUGGGCGACGCUGGGCUGAUUAUUCCUCGGACAGCAGCUUGACUCCUUCAGGAAGCCCAUGGGUGCAGCGCAGGAAGCAGGUGGCCAGUCAGGAGAGCAGCCCAGUGGGGAGCCCGAUGCUGGGCAGAAAGAUCCAGAACGCAGACGGCCUUCCCCCUGGCGUUGUGCGCCUGCCCAGGGGUCCGGAUGGCACGCGUGGGUUUCACGCAGUCUUGGUGGCAGAACGGGGCAAAACUGCAGCCACUCAAACCUGACUUGAACCAGGGGGAGCCUCACGUCUCCUAAAACGGCAGCACUGAACUAUAGCAGUGAGGUUUAUGCAUCGUACACCACACUGUCGACAUGAAGUGUCAUUCUGCAAAAAUGGACCACUGAUCUGUUGCACAUCACUGUCUGUUUAUUUGUCUUUGUAAUACCUUUUUUAUAUGGAUAUUUCUUUUGUUUUUGUUUUAUAUGGACAUUAUAAUCAGACUUGGUUUGGUAUUACAAGAAAGGGAUGAGUGCAAAUGUCAAUCACUCCAUACUGGAUAAAAUAAUGUUUAUUUUUGUGUGUUGAUGUGGACAGUGGUUUAGGCAUGUGGAUUUGAUCACUUAAUGCCUUGUUGCACCCAAAAAAGCAGCAAUGAAACUAAUUUUGUGGCCAUAGUUUCUUUCCUGGAAUUAAGCUUGAAUAGUAAUCACUUAAGAAAAUGGUUGUCCCUUGUUUAUUUUAGGUUUUAAUUUGCUUUUUAAUUCUUUUCUGCCUUUUCUGGACUAUUUUGUUCUUUUAAGGGAUUACUAUUUUAGCAGGGAUGUGGUUCAUAGAAUUUGAAUCCUAUCUGAAGUCCUAUGUUACGUUCCAGUGUAGUCCGUAAGAGACGGGAGGUAGUGAGGCUCCAGCCUGGCUCCAGCGUGUAAAUAUGCUUUGCUUUUGCCUUUACAGUUGAGUGGAGGCAAAGUACUGCACAUUUCAUACUGUACAAAAUAAAUCAUUGCAAUGGCAUUCAUCUGGUGUUCAUUGCCUCUUCUAAACUCCAA
Messenger RNA from Pangasianodon hypophthalmus (striped catfish), 2802 nucleotides. It is a transcript of the gene larp6a, whose product is annotated as La ribonucleoprotein 6, translational regulator a. Gene Ontology annotation, cellular component: nucleus. Gene Ontology annotation, biological process: RNA processing. The record is from RefSeq and is a predicted model, not a curated record. Bases 69 to 2039 code for a protein of 656 amino acids. Gene Ontology annotation, molecular function: mRNA binding. NCBI's taxonomy places the organism in Eukaryota, Metazoa, Chordata, Actinopteri, Siluriformes, Pangasiidae. The transcript is spliced from 3 exons.